This is a messenger RNA of Frankliniella occidentalis (western flower thrips), 741 nucleotides long. RefSeq lists its product as uncharacterized. The transcript is spliced from 4 exons. Lineage: Eukaryota; Metazoa; Arthropoda; Insecta; Thysanoptera; Thripidae. The record is from RefSeq and is a predicted model, not a curated record. Bases 46 to 600 code for a protein of 184 amino acids.
GAUUUUCAGGUCGUGAAAGUGGUACAGAAUGUCAACAACAACACAAUGGCGGGAUUUGUGCACUUCUGUCAAAGCUCUGACAUCUCCCUGUCAUUACUGCUUGUUGCAGACAAUGGUGCACACUUGAAAAGUUUAUUAAACGGCUUUCAAGAAGUCAGAAAUCAAAAUGAAAAUUGUUUCAAAGUUUAUUCAUGUGAAUCAGUCUCCCAAGUGUUGAAGGUGUUAGAGCCUCCUCAAGUUGACUUCGUGGCUUUCUGUGUCAACCUGAAACGUUUAAAUGCUCUUACUGAGAUUGAGGAAAGUAUAUUACGAUUGGAUCGUGCAUUUCUGCUUGAUCGUAUAUGCCUUAUUUGUGAUAGUAGCCAAUCAGUUGGAUCGUUGAUGCCCAAAAUCGUUCAUUUGAAACACAAAUAUCAACUCCAUGUUCUCUGGGGAAAUCUUGAGAGCAAACCUGAGGAAGUAGGCAACCGACUUUCAAGACUCGCAUCUGCUGUGUGUGGUAUUACAUCUGGCUUCCCUAUAAUAACACACAGAUCGUGGCAUGAAAGAUUAAGACAGCAGGAUGACUUUUCCUCUAUACCAAGUGACAUCACAUUUUAAAAUACUGUGUGGGACAUGAACUACACCCUCAAUAUGUUAUAAAUUGUAAAUUAAAAAAAAAAAAAAUACUGUACAAACAAUCUUAUCAAAUUUUUAACACUAACUGACACUAAUGAAAUUAAUAUAUUUUAAUAAUUUUUA